Cebus imitator (Panamanian white-faced capuchin) is the source of this 1020-nucleotide messenger RNA. It is a transcript of the gene MRPL36, whose product is annotated as mitochondrial ribosomal protein L36. The record is from RefSeq and is a predicted model, not a curated record. Gene Ontology annotation, cellular component: ribosome; mitochondrial large ribosomal subunit. Gene Ontology annotation, molecular function: structural constituent of ribosome. The coding region runs from base 501 to 812 and encodes 103 amino acids. The transcript is spliced from 2 exons. Gene Ontology annotation, biological process: translation; ribosome biogenesis. NCBI's taxonomy places the organism in Eukaryota, Metazoa, Chordata, Mammalia, Primates, Cebidae.
AUAUCAAAAACUUUUAUUGGGUGAAGGAGUCGACUGCUUAGCAGAAGAGACUGGAAGUGCAUUCUCCUGGUUCAAGGCAAGCGUUCCUGUGUGAGGUUCUGGGGAACCGCGGAGGAAGAGUAUAUUUGGAAGAUUUCUGCAGCAGAGCUUAGUACGCCAAUUGUCUUUAUCCAGCAUGCAAACACAGCCUCUAAAAAGGCCCAUUUUGUUCAGAGCUGACUUGGGUACAAAUCCCAGCUUAACGCUCCAGCAUCCAGCUUUUAUUUGCUGUGGUCAGAGCCUGAGGACCAGGUGACUCCAAGAACAAAACACUAGAGACGGAUGAGAGGCCGGGGAGACGAAGAGGGAGAAAGGCGGUGAGAAACAAGAAUGCACAGAAAAAGCCCCCGAAAACUGGGAAUGCUGUCCCAGUAAACGUGGUGGUCAGGGGCAGAUUUGUCCUGGAGCUGAUAAACUCCGCAGGCCCGCCUGGUGUUCGCCGAGUCAGGAAUCGCCACGACAUGGCAACUCUUUUAAUAAGGAAAAUGGUGAACCCUCUGCUGUGUCUCAGUCGUCACACACUGAAGCCUCCAGCCCUCUCCACGUUCCUGUUGGGAUCCCUUCGAGGUGCGGCCCCCGUGGCUGUGGAACCGGGGGCAGAAGUGCGGUCAUUUCUCUCCCCCGGCCUCCUGCCGCACCUGCUGCCUGCGCUGGGGUUCAAAACCAAGGGUGUCCUUAAGAAACGCUGCAAGGACUGUUACCGGGUGAAGAGGCGGGGCCGGUGGUACAUCUACUGUAAAACCCACCCGAGGCACAAGCAGAGACAGAUGUAGUCCCUUUCCCUCCAGUCACGCACAUUCUCGUCAUCGGGAGUGCUUGUGUCUUAGGAAUUAUCGCAUCAGGGAGUCAGGAGAGCGACUGGAGGCAAACGCCCUAAAGGUUACCUGUCACUUACCAGUUCAAAUGAGGACCUAUAGAAGACAUUGCAUCAUCUCAUUUCUAAAACGCUCCAAUUAAAAACAUUUUCCUGUUUGAAUAGAC